Sus scrofa (pig) is the source of this 2783-nucleotide messenger RNA. It is a transcript of the gene BCO2, whose product is annotated as beta-carotene oxygenase 2. Gene Ontology annotation, biological process: carotene catabolic process; retinal metabolic process. Gene Ontology annotation, cellular component: mitochondrion. The record is from RefSeq and is a predicted model, not a curated record. Gene Ontology annotation, molecular function: carotenoid dioxygenase activity; beta-carotene 15,15'-dioxygenase activity. NCBI's taxonomy places the organism in Eukaryota, Metazoa, Chordata, Mammalia, Artiodactyla, Suidae.
UCUGAGCCGCAGCUAUGGCCUAAGCCACAGCGGUGGCCAUGCCAGAUCCCCAACCCACUGUCCUGGGCCAGGGAUCUAACCUGAGUCCUGGUGCUCCUGAGACGCCACCGAUACUGUUGUGCCACAGUGGCAACUCCUGGUUACUAGUUUUUUAAGAGCAUACCUCAUAACGCUUUAUUCAUACUAGAUUGUUAGAAAAUGUUUUGCAAAUUAAGUGAAUAGAAAAGGAAAGAGGAAGUGCUAGAAAGCUAAAGAGGCAAGGAUGAAAGGUUGAGGCCAGAUUGUAGAGUCCUUUGUUAACAGAUUAAAUUUGGACUUUAUUCUGUAAAGAAAGAGGAGGUCUGAGUCUUUCAGAAGAGAGGAGUGGCAUAAAGAAAUUGAUCCCAUGGAUCAAAUGACUUAACUGUAGUGUGAGGACCCAUUUGAAAGAGGGAGGUCUAGAGAGGGAGACCACUAUGGGUGAUCCAAAUUCAGUAUUCCAAACAGCAACUUGCUAUAGAUAAGUUGUUGGGAUUCUUGCCCUGGAAAUUGAGACUAAGAGAGAUUGCAGGUCGUUUGAAGCCCUACCCUUUAAGCCCCACCUCCCCUCUCCCUUCUGUCAGCGAGCCAGGGACAGUCCGGGAAGUGUUUCACUGCCAGUGUGAGGAUUUGGGAAUCACGGGAUCUGCUGCUACUGAACUCACUACAAAAAUGUUUUUUCAGAUCUUUCUGCAUUUUGUCAGCAAUCUUUCUACCAUUGCAGUCGGUUUCCUUUCUGUGAUAGUAUACCGGAUCCCAGGCUGAGGAGAAUCAGUUAUUGCUAUAUGAAGUGAGAACGUUGUGUUUAUGAAGCAGGUGACAUGGGCGCUGCAUCUUGAAGGAUGCAUCACUUUAAGGAGAGAGAAAUAUCCUAGGUGAAGAAAAGUGUACAAGAGACUGGAGAGUGGCCCAGUGUGGCUAAAGGAAAAGGUAUUAGAGUCAGAACUGGACAGUUUUGAAGAAGUACAUGGAAAAUGCUCAUCAGAAAAAAGUGAUCUUUGGCAAGCAGAAGAAUCUCCCAUGUAUUGCCCCACUCCUAACCACGGUGGAGGAGACUCCGAAGAUCAUCUCCGCUCAAGUCCGGGGACACGUUCCUAAGUGGCUCAAUGGCUAUCUUCUUCGAAUUGGGCCUGGGAAAUUCGAGUUUGGGAAGGAUAAGUACAAUCACUGGUUUGAUGGAAUGGCUUUACUUCACCAGUUUAAGAUAGAGAAGGGUACAGUCAUGUACAGGAGCAAGUUUCUACAGAGUGAUACAUAUAAGGCCAACAGCGUUCAUGAUCGAAUUGUGGUCUCGGAAUUUGGCACACUGGCUCUCCCCGAUCCAUGCAAGAAUAUUUUUGAACGCUUCAUGUCAAAAUUUGAGCUGCCUGGUAAACAACCUCUUCUAACAUGCCUAGAAUUUGCAGCAAUGACAGACAACACCAAUGUCAACUAUGUGCAGUACAAGGGUGAUUACUACCUUAGUACGGAAACCAACUUUAUGAAUAAAGUGGACAUUGAAACCCUGGAAAAAAAAGAAAAGGUAGACUGGAGCAAAUUUAUUGCUGUGAAUGGAGCAACUGCACAUCCUCAUUAUGACCCAGAUGGAACAGCAUACAACAUGGGGAACUCCUUUGGGUCACAUGGUUCUUGCUAUCAUGUUAUACGGGUUCCUCCAGAGAAGGCAGACCUUGAGGAAACAAUCCAUGGUGCCCAGGUGAUAUGUUCUAUUGCUUCUGCAGAGAGGAUGAAACCUUCCUAUUACCACAGCUUUGGAAUGACAAGGAACUACAUCAUCUUCAUUGAACAGCCUGUAAAGAUGAAUCUGUGGAAAAUCAUCACUUCUAAAAUUCGGGGAAAGGCCUUUUCAGAUGGAAUAAGCUGGGAACCCCAGUAUAAUACACGGUUUCAUGUGGUGGAUAAGCACACUGGUCAGCUUCUUCCAGGGAUGUACUACAGUAAACCUUUUGUUACUUUUCACCAAAUCAAUGCCUUUGAGGACCAGGGCUGUGUUGUAAUUGAUUUGUGCUGUCAGGAUGAUGGAAGAAACCUUGAAGUUUACCAACUGCAGAAUCUUAGGAAAGCUGGGAAAGGGCUUGAUCAGGCCUAUAAUUCAGUAGCCAGAUCUUUCCCUCGAAGGUUUGUUUUGCCCUUACACGUCAGUUUGAAUGCCCCUGAGGGGGAGAACCUCAGCCCGUUGUCCUAUUCUUCAGCUAGUGCUGUGAAACAGGCUGAUGGAAAGAUUUGGUGUUCUUAUGAAAAUCUACACCCAAAGGACCUGGAAGAGGAAGGAGGUGUUGAAUUUCCCCAGAUUAACUAUGGCCAAUUCAGUGGCAAAAAAUAUCGUUUCUUCUAUGGUUGCGGCUUUCGGCAUUUGGUGGGGGAUUCUCUGAUCAAGGUGGAUGUAGUGAACAAGACACUGACGGUUUGGAGAGAAGAGAGCUUUUAUCCCUCAGAACCUAUUUUUGUUCCAGUACCAGGAACUAAUGAAGAAGAUGGUGGGGUUAUUCUUUCUGUGGUGAUCACCCCCAACCAGAAUGAAAGAAAUUUUCUCUAGUCUUGGAUGCCAAGAACUUUGAAGAACUGGGCCGAGCGGAGGUGCCUGUGCAAAUGCCUUAUGGGUUCCAUGGCACCUUCGUGACCAUCUGAUGGAACAACCAUGAGGUCUGAAAACUAGGUUUGAAAUGAAUGUGCUCUGUAGAAAACAGAGAGCACAAGUGCACCUUACCUUCCAAUCUUAGACAUCUGGCUUUAAAAUUUCUAUUAAAAAUGGAAGGCACCAGAUA